This is a messenger RNA of Salarias fasciatus (jewelled blenny), 1464 nucleotides long. RefSeq names its product histone H2A-like. The record is from RefSeq and is a predicted model, not a curated record. The transcript has 2 exons. Lineage: Eukaryota; Metazoa; Chordata; Actinopteri; Blenniiformes; Blenniidae. Gene Ontology annotation, cellular component: nucleosome. Gene Ontology annotation, molecular function: protein heterodimerization activity; structural constituent of chromatin; DNA binding. The coding region runs from base 37 to 552 and encodes 171 amino acids.
UAUUCGCAUAAAUCAAAGAAACUAUAACUCUUGAAAAUGUCUGGACGCGGUGGCGGAAAAGGUGCCGGAAAGGUCCGUGCAAAGUCGAAGAGCCGCUCCUCCCGGGCCGGGCUGCAGUUCCCGGUGGGCCGUGUUCACAGGCUGCUGAGGAAGGGCAACUACGGGGAGAGAGUGGGCGCCGGGGCUCCGGUGUACCUGGCGGCCGUGCUGGAGUACCUGACGGCGGAGGUCCUGGAGCUGGCCGGUAACGCCGCCCGGGACAACAAGAAGACCCGCAUCAUCCCCAGACACCUGCAGCUGGCGGUCCGCAACGACGAGGAGCUCAACAAGCUGCUGGGGGGAGUCACCAUCGCUCAGGGCGGAGUGCUGCCCAACAUCCAGGCCGUGCUGCUGCCCAAGAAGACCGAGAAGAACACCAAGAACAAGCCCAGCAAGAAGAGGACCAGCACUGGGAAACCCCCCAGAAAGACCGUCAGACCCAAGAAGAGCGGCGCUGGCCGGAAGGCCACGCCCACCAAGAGAUCCAGGGCCAAGACCAGCAGCAAGAAGUAAAACCACCAGAAACCAACAGCAACGGCUCUUUUCAGAGCCACCACAGGUCCCUCUGAAGAGCUGCAGACCACCUGUAGACCACCGAGAACCACCUGUAGACCACCGAGAACCACCUGUAGACCACCGAGAACCACCUGUAGACCACCAGCAACACCAAGAACCCCCUGUAGACCACCAAAAACACCGGGAUCCACCUGUAGCCUGACAACCACCAACAUCUGAUAACGUUCCACUGGAAGAUUUCAGGUGAGAGCUGUUAUUGUGUUCCACAUUUUUAAUGCUUUCUCUUCAGUGCAGCAGAAGAAUUAAAUUAUGUAAAUCAAUAGUAAUGUGUAAUGUGUAGAAAUGUGUACAUAGUUAAAAGAGCAGGUUUUCUGUCUGUCCUCGAUCAGCAAAGCUAUUUGUUUUAACUUUGUGGAAUAUUUUCAUGAAUCUUGUUUUUCUACUUUUUGUGAAUUUGUAAAAAACUUUUAUAAAAGAAUACAAAAAAAUUUAAAUUUCAAAAGCUUUCCCUCCAAUGGCGGAGCAGCUAUAUGGCGCGCUGCUCCGAUAUGGACCAAUCAGAGCUCAGCUCGGUCGACGCUCCGCCCACAUUCUCCCGCCAGGUGUGACUUUGACCAAUGAGUGAGCAGCCGCACCUGCUUGGGAGAGGUUCCUCAGAAGAAAACUGCUUUUCAGCUGCUUUUUCGGUAAAAUGGCGCAAAGACGCCUAAUUUCCUGUUAAAUUUGGACUCUUCUUUUUUUUUUUUAACUGUUUUUAGAGACUAAAGUUCUCUACAUGCAGCAUAUUAAUCCUGCAGAAGAAGAAGAAGUUUGUGUCACACUUGAUCUGCAGUGAAGGUGAAAACCUCGGUUUUUCUGAACAUGUAUAUUUGGAAUAAAUGUUGACGUUGAUUUUCAUUAAAUGUCCUG